Phlebotomus papatasi is the source of this 4955-nucleotide messenger RNA. RefSeq lists its product as uncharacterized. The record is from RefSeq and is a predicted model, not a curated record. Lineage: Eukaryota; Metazoa; Arthropoda; Insecta; Diptera; Psychodidae. Bases 357 to 4166 code for a protein of 1269 amino acids. The transcript has 9 exons.
GUUCUUCAAUUUUUCUACUGUCAGUCGCUGGCAAACUUCGCGGAGAGAGGAUUUCUCUCACGAAAAAAAUAUUAAUUAUCGACAGUUUUUCUACAAUUUUUUUCCGUGUCCAUCAAUGUUGUGUAGCAUAGAGUGUAUUGUGUGUACAUUUCGCAACGAUAGCCAAAGUGUCUAAAAGUUAUCGGGAGUGUUCUGUGUAAACACCGAAAUUCCAUUAAAACCAAGUACGCACAAGAAAAAAUGCUUAACUGGAGAAAAGAAUAAUUAUUGGCCUAAAAUGAUUUGUUUUAUGAUGAACUGGUGACAGAGUUUGUGGGAAGUAUUGGUUGAGAAGAAGGAGGAGUGUACCGUGAGCCAUGGAGGCGUCCGGAGGAGAGACGGCUACCCUUCGUCAGAGUCAGAGUGGUCAACCAGUGAUGAGGUCAAGGCCGAGCAGUCUGUUGGGACCUGAGCGAGAGCCCGUGAAUUUUAACGUGAGUCUCGUGGGGGCCCCACCAGAAGUGGAACAACUUGUUGAGCACAUUAAACAAGUUGCUGAGCAAUUUCUCUAUCAUUGGAAAACAUUUCCAAUUGUUCUACCCAAUCCGCUAUGUGGUGGCAAUAACUCUUCAUCGACUUCCUCGAAUGGUAAUAGGAAAUCACGUCCGAUAAAUCUGCGUGACUUAUUUGUUGCACCACCAUUUGAUGAAUUGGACGCCGUGGCUGCUGAUGGAAAUGGUGAACCCAGAAGAUUGACCAACAAUCAACUGAGGUCACUGCGAGAAAGAGGGGAAUUUGAGGUGGCAAGUUUGAAUUUUCCGGGACAAGUGCAUCGUUGGCGAUUGUCACAAUUGCUACAAAAGGGAUCAGAACGUGCACAUGAUUCUUUGCUCAGUGAUUUGGCACUGGCAGCACGUUUUAUUGUGGUGACGGCCAAAUCACGCCUCACGGGGCAUUUUUUCAGCGUGGCUCAGGGUGCUAGAGCAUUCUUUGAGGGUCUCAUUAAAAUAUUGGAUAUGCUCGUUGGAGUGCCAUCGCUGAUGGCCCACAAUCUCGACUACAAGAUUAAGGAGGAGCGCUGUCGAUUUCUCGUGGCAGAACUUGUGUGUCGGCCAGAAUAUGAAGAUUGUAUGGAUUCGCUCACAACGUAUGUAAGGCACCAAUUGAGGCGAGCGACAAUGGAGAAAUUUGAAGUGGAAUGUGACACAAAUGCACAACCAAUUCCAUAUCUCUUCCUCACGCCCAAGGGUCAAGAGAUUGACUUGAGGCUGUUCUCUCGGGACAUCAUGAGAAAGGCACUGCCAAUAUUGAUUGGUAUUCUCGAGAGGGAGACUAGAGGGUGGUUUCUGCACUUUCGCGAGAGGCUUAUUGCUGAGAUGCGGGAGAAGAAGAUGCCCGAUGAAGAAAUUGAGGAGGAAGUGAAUGAGGCAGUGAUGAAGGAAUACUUGCAGCGUGUGUACAGUUCCAUCCUUUCAAAUACCGAUCUUGAGGAUUUGGGUGUGGGAGUGCCACAGCUACUUGUGCAACAGGCUCAGUCAGUGGUGAUUAUGCACAAGGCUGUGGAGAAAAUUCAACGUGAACUGAAACACUGUCGUGAAGAGCAACAAAAGAAUCUCACAGAUACACAUCCGGUCUUAUCUCGAGUGGCUCCAUGGCUACGAUCACGUCUCUCGUCGGCUGAAUUGUCAAAGCUCACCAAGACCACAUGGUCAGCUCAUGAGGAGGCCCUCAAGGGUUGCUCCAAGCACAAUCUUCAGCAGACAGCAUACUUCCUCAAUCGCGAUAUGGUGUUCAUGAAGGAGCGUGAACCGGUGCUGCUGAAGGAGCUGCGAAAUGCCAAGACACCCACACGAAAUUUCCAAUGGCCAUGUCGCAUUUGGUCACCUCAGUCUUGGAUCAUUCGACGCAAUUUUCAGGGUCAGUCUGAGGUCAUUCCCACGGUGAUUUGCCAGCAGGCCACUUCAAUUGUCACGCCACGCAGUGAUCCCAGCCAACCGGUGUUUCUGGUGGAGAAGGAGAUAAAUCGCACCACCAGUACCAGGUGGCCACUUUGGCGUCUUCUCAAUCUCAUUCAGCGCACUUGGUGUUGGACGUGGAAUAUGAUGUUUCUCCUGGGCAUCGUUGUCCCAUGGUGUAGUCCACUGGGAUUGCGUGCGUUGUUCUGCAUGAAACCAUUCAUGCAUGAUUUGGAGCUGUCGCAAAUUAAUGGGACACUUUUUCCACGAAAGACGAGCAUUACUCAAACAAUGGCUUCCCGCCUCUUGGAACUCUGGAGACACAUAUCAAAGGCACGGACACAUUUCGAGACAGAACCAGAUACGGGAUUCAUUGGAAAAGGAAUGACACGGCAUAUGAAUCGUGUGUGGAAUUAUGUCUUCAAAGGCUUCCUCGGAACACUUCUAAUCAUCUUUAUCUUCCCUCUGCUUUGUGUUAUGGUCAGCCUAGCGAGUAUAGCUUGUGCAAUAACGGCUCCUCUUUGGGUGCCCAUUGUUACUCUCCUUCUGCACGUUUAUAUGAUGCUCAUCUUCGAUUUGGAUUGUCCUGAACCUUCGCGAAAUCGCUAUUGUGUACUAUUUGAAGCUGUCGGAUGGAAUAUUAUCGUUCAGGGAUGCCUUCAACCUCUUUUGGCUGUUUUUGUGGCAACUUGCAUCUGUCCAGUAACUUCGAUUGCAGUACUCUGCGUUGGAUUGGCGCGUUACUGGCUGAGAUUGCUGUGGGAUUCCAUGACAUUUCAUCUGUUCAUCAAGAAAUGUGGUCGAGUUCCGGCCAGCGAUAGUCUUGCAGUUCGACGAAUUGCCGGACCUGGCUUGGCUCUUGACUACUUCUUUGUCAUAAAGCCCGAACAAGCUUUGGCUGCUUUUGAGGCAAAAAUGGAACUUGAAGAGCUCAAUGCCUUUGAAUUUUCCAUGGAAUCCGUGAUAAUGCAACCUCAAAAGGAUUUCAGUCAAUUUGUGAAGGCUUGCUUUGGACCUUUCUCAGCAGAACUGUCCAAGACUGGACCCUAUCGCAAUCUCGAGCGAGAAAGCAAUGAUCUAAUUGCUUCGUUGCGUGAGAAACUCGAAAAGAGACGACGAGAUCUUCAGACAGGUUUGACACCAGCGGUAAAGUCCAAAAUUAAGAUGACUACGAUGGAGUUGAAGAUUGCCAUUCAGCAGGGAGCGCAUCUCCUGGAGAGAUUCUAUCCCAGUCAUGUUCUUCCGCAUUUAGCUCUGUCUGAAGAUGAAUUUUGGGAGACUAGAGGUAUUUCCCAUGGAGAUUGGGCUGGAUUAGCUGGUGUUCACUAUGUGGAAAUCUUCAGUCUGGACUUUCUUACACCAGUUGGUGAUUCAGAGACACAAUUUAAACUGGAGGCACAUCCGCAGCUGGAUUUGUCGCGGUACAGUGAGAUGGUACAAAAUGCGAGUGAUAUUAUGGGUGUCAAUGGACCGGAUUUGCUAGGCAAUGUCUAUGCUCCACGUGGGAAUAUUCAAGUGCAUUCACCCUAUCUCGAAGUAUCUGCUUUCAAUCCACGCUCCAGGAUCACAAUGAACUUCCGAAAGGCAGAGAAGCGACAUGAUAAUAAUCCAACGGGCUUGACUACUCCAAGAGUACGAGCUCGUCGUCAACAACCAGUAAAUAAUUCCAAUCCACCAUGGAGGCCGUGGAAGCGAAAACAUGGUGAAAGGAAUCCAGCAGAGAAGCUCCUAAUUCCACUUCCAAUUCCACAUCCCGUUCACAUUGCCAUUGCUAUUCACAAUAGGGAUUCAGAACAGCCGAUUCCACUCGAUUCGGAGCUGUGUUGGGAGAUUUUGCGCGCCAUUGAGGACUGCCAUGGGGAUUUGCAGGCGGUGAGUGCAAUUGCUCGUUUCCGUGGCGGAGUAGCUGAUUCGAGUUUGGAUUCACUGGGAUCACAGACAUCAGAUGACACCAAUGAUUCCCGUGAGAGCAUUGCUGCCGUGACGGGGACAACGCUAGGUACGACAGAGACACUGCCAUGUGGUAAUCGAACAACAGCCAUCCAGACGACACAGUCAGACAACAAUUGCUUCCAGUGGACGUUGAGCAAUUGGGGUGCAGCUCAGGCGGCCAAACGGCGUAAUACUUCGGGCACCGUUCGCGUAGAUCUCGCUAGUCCUGAGGAUAUUUCUCUCGAUACUGAUAGCUCUAGGGCCAUGUAUAGUGGUGGAGCUUAUGGGACAAAUGUCUAACUCUUGACUUUAUUCCAUCGCAAAAACAAAGUUUAAUUGAAAACAACAACAAAAAAAAUAUUCAGUAGAAAUAGCGGGAUAGAGCAUAAAUCUUUACAUGUAAUUUCUUUGAUAUAAUCUUUUUUUUUAAUGUUUUGUGUGAUAUUGUCUUUAAAAGGUUAAUUAUUAUUUUUGUCGGUGUAGCUAUUAUUUGUUUUCUCUCUACAGAGUUCAAUUAUUUGGUAAAUUUAAGUGGAUUUUAGGUGUAAAAAAAAGAAACUGCGCAAUCCGCCCGAAAAUUUGGUUUCGACUUUUCAUUUUCAGAAAAUGGAUGCCUAUAUAUUUCUCAGAAGAAAAGAAAAAACCCGCAAUAGCUAUUAAAGAAAAAAGGAUUUUUAAGAAAACCUGUGUAGAUUAUCUACUGAAGAGCAAGUUGUAGUAGUAAAAGUCUAGUCUAAAUUGCAUACAAAAAAAAAUAGUAGUAAAUAAUCAUGAAAAUAUCAGACAAUUUACAAGAAAAGUGUUUACACAUUUUAGAGAGCUAAAAAAACUAUUACUUAUAUUUCAUAUACAAAUAAUAUUAGAAAUUAAAAAUUUAAUAUUAGCUGUAAUGACAACGUAAAAUUUACCCAACACCAAAAAAAAGAAGAAAAAAUAACAUGAACAAAUAUUAAUGCCAUUAAUGCCGACACUGAAUCAAUCCAUGCUCUCUCUCUAUCUCUAAAAUCUUAUCGAAAAGCUAUUCGGGAUUAAAGUAUUAUGUUAAUUGAUCAUUUACUAUUUAAUAAAAAAAAAGAUCUUGAAGGGGCA